Molecule: messenger RNA, 2227 nt
Organism: Pantherophis guttatus
Lineage: Eukaryota; Metazoa; Chordata; Lepidosauria; Squamata; Colubridae
Gene: IL22RA1
Product: interleukin 22 receptor subunit alpha 1
Biological process (GO): cytokine-mediated signaling pathway
Cellular component (GO): plasma membrane
Molecular function (GO): cytokine receptor activity; protein binding
Source: RefSeq, a predicted model, not a curated record
GAGGGGUUCCAGGUGAGUGGCUCAUCGAUCUGGCAGCAGGCGCUCCUCUGGGGGAGAGAUUGAGGAUUACUCACAUCCAAAGGUGUUUAUUCUCCCGUGGGCUACAUGGGAACGGAGAUGCCAGGUUAAUUUCUCUACCUGGUGGAAAGGAAUUGUCCAGCGUUGCCAGCAAGGGAAAUUUGAAGACUUCUAGAGAGCAACCUAGUCCAUCUCAAGGGAAAUUAUUUGUGUCUGGCUAAUCUCAUUAUACUAUUAAUGAAGGACCUUUUCAUUUACUGGGCCUUGUGCUCUCUAGCAGGAAAUUCACUGGGAGAAAGAUCACCAGUCAUUCAAGAAACAACUUUUCGGUCCACGAACUUUGAAAAUAUCUUCACAUGGAAGAUUAAAGGAGAGACACCCCCAGGCACGCUCUACGAUGUUCGGUAUAAGACGUAUGGCCACAAGAUCUGGCUGAGUAAACCUGAGUGCCAAAAUAUCACCCAGAACGUCUGCAAUCUCACUCACGAGACUGAAAAUUUCACCGAACGCUACGUUGCUCAAGUGAGAACUCUGGUCCCCAACGGUUGCAUCUCCGACUGGUCCCCGUUCUUGAGAUUCUGUCCUAUUGAAGUCAUUCAUAUUGAGAAUAUUGGUGUAAAAUAUACACCCAGCAUUCGGUCCAUCAAGUUUGUUAUUCAGCCUCCUUACACACCUUUGAAGGAUGAAAAUAACUCCCCGCUGACUGUAGUGGACAUUUUCAAAAAACAUGAUAUUCAGUUCCAGUAUGAAAUAAUAAUGACCCAGAUGAAGUGGAAAAAAAUUGUAAAUGAUGCGGAAUUCAACAUCACUGACUUGGAUCCCAACACGGAAUAUAAUGGAACGAUAAGCAUCCGACAUUCUGACAAAAUCAGCAAGCCCUGUGUUUUUCGUGUAAAGACGUUAUCAGAUAAGACCUGGCUGCAAUAUCUGUUUGGAAUGAUUAUAUUUAUAAUCAUAUUUACCUUUGGAACUGUAUUAUACUUCAUGUAUAAGUAUGUUAAACAACACACCAUUCAGCAGCCCACAUCUUUGGAUUUCAAAGGUAUUUCCCGUUUCCAACCUCUCAUAUUGAAUGUGGAGCAUGCCCUGAGUCCUUAUGAUUUAUCCAAGAUAAUCCAACCAGAGGUGUGUUCAACCGAGAUUAGCCAUCACAUCCAGGGCAUGCAAGAAGACCAAAAAUUAUUCAAUCCAAGAGUGACAUCUUAUCAGCAACAGUCCAGAAUGCCACCAUUCCAGCCUCUUGACCAACCCUUGAAUGGUCCUUCAGUUGGAUAUGCCCCACAAGUGAUCAAGAACAGCCGAUCGCGUAUCCUAGGAAACAAUCCUUCCACAUUAACGUAUGGAUUAUGCAUUGAAGAGACCAGCCACAAGGCAAACCAGGGGAUUAAGUUUGAUUCUUUUAUAAGCAACGGACACUACAAAGCCCAGAGACCAGAAAGGACUAACAAAGAGUUGACCACAAUUCAUCAGAAGGAAGGGUUGGUGGUAGAAACUAUCUCCCAGAUUCAACAUCUCCCACUUCAGGAAGACUCAAAAGAUCCACCACAGGAAUCUCCAAGACUUCUGGGAGAAUGGAGUCCUACCACAGUUUAUAGAAGCAAAGGAAGCUACAGAAAGCAGGCAGAAGUUCUACCUUCCAGCUUAGAAGUUGGCCAAAACGCUAUCUUGGAGGGAGGUGAUUCUCUACUGUUAAGUGUCCCACCACCGCCCUUGUUUGCACGUUCUUCUUGCAACAACCUCCCUCAAGAUCUCAGCACAGGUCAACCACCAGUCUUCUGUCUCUCUGCCUGGACUGAUAAUUUUCUACAUUCCAAUCCAUUUGGAUUCCAAAUCACAGACUGUCUAGCUGAAGAAAGCCGGGGAUUAAAAAGUGAGCCUCAGACUUUAGAUAUUUCCCCAAAUAUCCUGGACACUAAUCAACUCAACGGACCUUUCCCCAGUUUGUUCAAUGACUUGGAGCUGAAGCUCCAGUGGGAUGGUGGCCCAGAGGAAACAACUUCUUAAGCAAUACAAAGAUUUUGGGAAUUUCUUUCUACAAAACGAAGUGGAAAGCUGAUACUUAUUUUCUAAUGUACCCUGAUUGCUCUCCAUGAGCUGCAUGUCUGUGUCUUAAAAAGGAGGAAUUUUCAGAAAACUGCAUUCCACAUUUAUAUUUAUACUGGCUAGAUGGAAAAAUGAAAAUAGAAUGAAAUAAAUAGUCUAUGUUUGA